GCUGAGAAGGAUCACCGGGGGCUGGCUGUAGCUGCCGCAGCUGCACAUCCAUCGAAGGUUCUCCUUCUCUUUCUCACCGUAGCUGCCACCGACGGCAGGUCUACUGGAUGGUGGAACCAUUUCUUCUUGUUACACUCAGCGGGAUCGGUGUCCGGCAAGAUUUCAUGCGUCUGUGUGGAGCAGUGUCGAGAUGGUGCACUGAGGAGAAAACGGCACACGCUCCACGGUCGUGUUCACCCUGAGGCUGCAGUGUGCGGAAGGGGGAUUGCGGUACAACAAGGUUAAUAAUCAGCACCAUUAAAGGUUGUCUCUGUGAGUGGGAAUUGAAAGGGUGAAUCUCGCCCCUGUGCGGGGGGAUCAGCGGAUAAAUAUAGAUCUAUAAAAAUUAUGGCCACCCUACUGCGGAAGAUCGGGCUAAUCCGUCUGCACGAUCGAGACACCGAGGACCCAAAGCACCACCAGGGUUCGUUAAAGGGGACCAAAGGGAACCAGAAAAACAACGCAAACAAACACUGUCAGACCGCCAACGAAACCAACAUCCUGAGCACCCCGGAGAUUAAGGCGAGGAAGCUGGACCAGCAGGGCAAGGAUAAGCCCACCGUCAAGGAUAAGCAGGGCAAGGAUGCGAAGGAGAAGCAGCAGACGGGAGGAGGCGGGAGUAAAGCGACCAGUGCCUCCUCGAUACCACCGCUGGCGCCUCACCGGCAACACUGUACCCAGGUGCGGACGCGGAGGCUGAUGAAGGAGCUACAAGAGAUCAGGAGGUUAGGGGACAACUUCAUCACGGUGGAGCUGGUGGAGGACAACCUGUAUGACUGGAACGUCAAGCUGCACCAGGUGGACAAGGACUCGGCGCUGUGGCAGGAUAUGAAGGAGACCAGCACCGAGUUUAUACUGCUCAACGUCACCUUUCCCGAUAAUUUUCCCUUCUCCCCGCCGUUCAUGCGGGUCCUGACGCCCCGGUUAGAGAACGGCUACGUGCUGGACGGCGGGGCCAUAUGCAUGGAGCUUUUGACACCCCGCGGAUGGUCCAGCGCCUACACGGUGGAGGCGGUCAUGAGGCAGUUUGCGGCCAGCCUAGUAAAAGGACAGGGACGUAUAUGUAGGAAAGCAGGGAAGUCCAAGAAAGCGUUCAGCCGCAAGGAAGCAGAGGCCACCUUCAAGUCUCUGGUGAAGACCCAUGAGAAGUACGGCUGGGUGUCCCCACCCGUGUCCGAUGGCUGAGUGCCUGGGCGCUGGCCCUUUGACCCCCACGCUAGCCGGACAAACCCAGCUAGCCCCGACACGCAAAACAACACAUCAUGCUAACUCAACGAUCACUCAUUUUCACCUUAUGCUGUUGCUGAAUUUGAAGUCUUUUUUUUAACUUUCAGUUUUGGGUAUCCAUGUUAUUUUUAACUUUAAAUCUUUUUUGUCCUCAUCUCCAAUGGAAGUGUUGGAGAGCAAACAUGCAGUCAUCAUCGACACUUGUCCACCAACAAGCUACUUCUGUUCCCCUCCUGCUUCACCCAGGAAGAUUCUUUCCCCCAUUUCAGAGAGAAAGCCCUGAGAGGGAGAUGUGUAUCUACUGUAUGUGUAUGUAUAUUUGUCAGUCCAUCAUGACAUCAGCUGGGAGUGUGAACAGUCUGUGGAUUUCUUUUCCUUUCUUUCUUUCUUUCUUUCUUUCUUUCUUUCUUUCUUUCUUUCUUUUUUAGAGCAUACACAUGCAUGUUCUGCUGAACAAAUGGAACAAUCUGGACUUUUCUACCCAUGUGAAAAACUACUGAAUGAAGGAGACUAAUCCCCUUCUCCUCUCCUCUCCCCUCCUCUCCUCUCUUCUCCUCUCCUCUCUUCUCCUCUCCUCUCCUCUCCUCUC
Messenger RNA from Monopterus albus (swamp eel), 1855 nucleotides. RefSeq names its product ubiquitin conjugating enzyme E2 QL1 (gene ube2ql1). The transcript has 3 exons. The record is from RefSeq and is a predicted model, not a curated record. Bases 388 to 1224 code for a protein of 278 amino acids. Lineage: Eukaryota; Metazoa; Chordata; Actinopteri; Synbranchiformes; Synbranchidae.